AUGGAAACGGGGAAACGUGGGCCACGUUUUAGGAUUGUUGGAGCCUUGAUCCCACGUUUAGAGAAUAGAGAAGUUUGCAUAUUGGGUAAGGCACUUUCUGUUGAUCCAUCUGGUCGGCGGAUCACGUUACAAUGUGCAGAUGGUACUGAGGUCAGGUGUAACCUUUCAUCACCUCUUCAGAUUUCGCCGGAGUCGUGUAUAGUUGAGGUUCAAGGUCUCGUCACACAAGCUCAUGAGAUUCAGGCAACUGCCGAACCUGUCAUAUUUCCACAAGAGGCCAGUAACAAUUUCGAUCUUGAACGCUAUGCAUACGCGGUUAAUUUGACUGCUACAUUUGAUGGUCUUUAUAUGCAGUCACCUGAAGAAUAG
Molecule: messenger RNA, 369 nt
Organism: Echinococcus granulosus
Lineage: Eukaryota; Metazoa; Platyhelminthes; Cestoda; Cyclophyllidea; Taeniidae
Product: Replication protein A
Exons: 2
Coding region: 1-369 (122 amino acids)
Biological process (GO): double-strand break repair via homologous recombination; mismatch repair; nucleotide-excision repair
Cellular component (GO): site of double-strand break; nucleus; DNA replication factor A complex
Molecular function (GO): single-stranded DNA binding; damaged DNA binding
Source: RefSeq, a predicted model, not a curated record